Molecule: messenger RNA, 1140 nt
Organism: Maudiozyma barnettii
Lineage: Eukaryota; Fungi; Ascomycota; Saccharomycetes; Saccharomycetales; Saccharomycetaceae
Product: RNA methyltransferase
Exons: 1
Coding region: 1-1140 (379 amino acids)
Source: RefSeq, a predicted model, not a curated record
AUGGCUCCAAAGAGAAAGGAAAAUGAAACACCAAAGAACAGGUCUAGCAAGAAAUUGAAGCUUGACAAUAAGACUAUCGUUACGAAGAAGAAGAACACGAAGAAAACUCACAUCCUAGUAAAGCCAAAAAAGACUCUUCGUGUAGAUACCAAGAUUUUGAACCAUUCGAUCUGUGUUCCAACUACUAUUUUAAAAAAUUGUACCAAUUUAGAUCAAAUAACUCACAUCGUGUACCAAAUUGCUAAGGCUGCCACUAUUUUCAAUGUUGGAGAGCUUGUCAUUUUAGAACUUGGAGAUAGAAAGACAAAACAAAAUUCGGACGAUAAACAAAGAUUAUCUGAUUCUAUGCUAAUUGCUUCGUUGUUACAAUACUUUGUUACACCGCCCUAUUUAGUAAAAUCUGUAUUUAAGAAACAAUAUAUGAAAUAUUUUGUUGCAGCUGAAAAAUUACCAAGAUUAACAGCAUUACCAUUCAUGAGACAUUACAAUGAGGAUGAAGGUAGAUAUAGAGAAGGGUUAGCUGUAAGGAUGGAAAAUCCUAGUAACAAAAGUACAAAGGAGUACAAACAGACUAAAUAUAUUAAUAUUGGUAAAGAUGAACUAUUGUCAUUGAAGACCCAACUGGUUCCUACAAAUGUUAGGGUAACGGUAGAUGCUGUCGAACGUAAAGUUGUAUCACCAGUCGAAGCAUACGGAGAUUUCGUCGGUGCUCAAUCUUCAUUUGGUUACCAUGUUAGAGUUACAAAGAACUUCGGUUCGAUAUUCACAGAUUGUUCUUUCCCAAAUGGUUAUUCUCAAUGUAUUUGGGCCAAUUCUGGUGAUUUUUUCUACGAUGAACAAGAGAAAAAAUAUUCUAAAGUUGAAACUAAAGUACCUCGGAUAACAAAAAUUGUUAAACCAGAAACAAAUGAGAAUGACAGUUCGACGACAACACAACCGGCUAACUUAUUGAUCGUGUUCGGCAAAUGGUAUGAUAUCAAGAAGAGUUUUGAUGAAUCCAAGGAUCAAUUCGAAGGCUGUGACGGUGCACAUCAAUUCUUUGAUGGUCAGAUCGAAAUGCCAGGUGCAUCCCCACAAGGAAAUAUCUGCAUUGAGGACAGCUGUAUGAUCACUCUCUCAGUACUUGAUGCCAUGGAAUGA